Stylophora pistillata is the source of this 605-nucleotide messenger RNA. Its product is annotated as thioredoxin reductase 1, cytoplasmic-like. Lineage: Eukaryota; Metazoa; Cnidaria; Anthozoa; Scleractinia; Pocilloporidae. The record is from RefSeq and is a predicted model, not a curated record.
UUAGGACAUGACUUGGAUGAUGCAAGGCAAUAUGGAUGGAGUUUUGAUACAACAGUUAGUCACAACUGGGCCACAAUGAGAGAAAAUGUUCAGAAUCACAUUGGGUCCCUUAACUGGGGUUACAGAGUAGAACUCCGAGAUAAAAAGGUCACAUAUAAAAAUGCAAUUGGAGAACUUACAGAUGCUCACACCAUCAAGGGUAGUCCUGGUGAUGAUUUGUUCUCAUUAGAAAACAGUCCAGGCAAGACUGUCAUCAUAGGAGCAUCAUACGUUGCUCUGGAAUGUGCAGGGUUUUUAGCUGGGAUCAAGCUUGAUGUAACUGUUUUGGUUCGAUCCAUUCUCUUACGAGGUUUUGACCAGCAAAUGGCGGAGUUAAUUGGCAAUGACAUGAUUAACCAUGGAAUUAAAAUCAAAAGACCAGCAGUUCCUACAAAGGUCGAACUUAUAGAAGAAGGAACACCCAGAAAACUAAGAGUUCAUUUUAAACAUUUAGACACUGGUGAGGAAAACUCCAUCGAAUGCAACACUGUGAUGUUUGCGAUCGGCAGAGACCCGUGUACACAGGGAAUUGGUCUCGAGAAUGUCGGUGUGAAACUCAAUCCAAA